This is a messenger RNA of Fusarium tjaetaba, 2043 nucleotides long. RefSeq lists its product as uncharacterized. The coding region runs from base 1 to 2043 and encodes 680 amino acids. The transcript is spliced from 2 exons. Lineage: Eukaryota; Fungi; Ascomycota; Sordariomycetes; Hypocreales; Nectriaceae. The record is from RefSeq and is a predicted model, not a curated record.
AUGGUAUCUUUGAACAUUCUCAAAGCUUUGACUUGUUUCAACUCGGCACAGAGCAUCUUACCCCCUUUGCCAGCCACUCAUCCAGUCACGCCAAAGCUGACCGGCGAACCCUGCAUCCAAGUCGAUGGAGUAUGGAGCAUCACCGAAGAUUGUGUUGAUCCUCUCUACUCCCGGCCCAUCAUCGACAACGAGACCCAUGAGACGUUACCAAUCCCUCAUCUUCGAAUCUCGGGACAUUUUGACGGGACCGCUGUCGAAUUCAACAUCUAUCUUCCCGAUAGCGGAUGGAAGGGUCGCUUCUUCCAACUCGUCUAUCCAUUACAAAACUCAACUGCGUCUGAUCGAGAGAUUGGCUUUGGAGCAGAUAGCGGAGGCUAUACCGUUCGUGCUUCCGGUCUACCAACUUACCGUGGUGAUGCAGCUGCAGCAAAGUUUGGCAUGAUGGUCGCACGGGGGUACUACAAGCCUAAGAACAAUAAGAUCCAUGGGUAUAUCUAUGGAGGUAGUGGUGGAUCUCUUAUCACUGUUGGGGCGAUGGAGAAUACGAUUGGUAUUUGGUCUGGCGCUCUGACUCUUGUCCAAGCUGUACCAGUUUCCAUCAACAAUUGGUCUAUUCGCGCUCUCACAGGUCUUGUUCUUCAGAAUAAGAGUGCUGAGAUUGAGGAAGCGCUUAGACCCGGUGGUAGUGGUGACGUCUACUCGAAGUUGAACCCGGCCGAGAGGACCGUCUUUGAAGAAGCCACGGCCCUUGGUGUCCCUAUCAGAGGGUGGGAGAGCUUCCACGAAACUGGGGCUUCUGAGGCACUCUGGGAGGCCAUAAGAAGCGUAUCCGGUGCAGCUGUGUUGAAAAUGGAUCCUACGUACGUGGAUGACGUCUGGAAUAAGCCAGGAUACUUGGGCACCGAAAAGUCCAAGCUUGGGGAUAUAUUUCGCAAGGAGAUGCUUGACUACGAGACUUUGAUCACUUCUUUCAAGUAUGACGCCAACAACGUACCUAUUGAGCUCACUCUCGACGCGGCACCUACCUCAACGAGGACUUACUGGUUGGACAUCAGUAUUGUAUCCAAGGACGGUGAAGUACUUGGCAAAGUCACUGGCAAGGGUCACGAUAACAGUACCGAAAAGACUGUUACACUUCACCCCAAUAAUGACCUCGCCGUCCUCUCCUUUCUUCAAAAGGGAACUCGAGUUCACAUUAGCAACCGAAUGUUUCUCGCCAUGCAUGCACUCCACCGUUACUCAGUCCCUAAGCGCUCAGGCUUUUAUGGCUACGCCUAUCUCCGAGAUUUCAACGGAGCACCGAUAUAUCCUCAGCGUUCUGUCCUAGUAGCGGAGCAGAUAGCAAGGUCUGCUAGUGGUGGCGCUACAUUUUCGGGCAAGUUCAACGGCAAGAUGAUCGUCAUGGACAAUCUGAUGGACGUUGACGCGUUCCCCUGGCAUGCAGAUUGGUACAAGAACCGAGUCAAAGAGGUCUAUGAGGAUGAUAUCGAUGAUAAAUUGCGUCUUCAUUACACUGAGAAUGCAGAUCAUCAAAUAGGCCCUGUUAUAGGUUCCAAGAGCUUCAGAGUAGUGGAUUUUACCGGCAUUUAUGAGCAGCAUCUGCGAGACUUGAGUGUUUGGUGCGAAACAGGGACAUACCCAAGUAUCCCAACAAAUUACACCAUACACAACGCUCAGAUCCAGCUUCCAGCCUCAGCUUCAGAUAGGAAAGGUCUCCAACCCCCUGUGGAUCCAAGCGUCAACGGUAGCAAACAGGUCGAAGUCAAAACAGGCACUACAGCUAUUUUCACGGUGCGCGUCGAGGUUCCUCCGGGUGCAGGAAAAGUCGUUACCUUGGAGUGGGAUUUUGAAGGGACAGGGAAUUUUGUCAAGAAGAGCUUUGGGGACAUUGCCCAGACUGUUGAGACGACAGUUUGCUAUACUUACAGCCGAAAAGGGAUUUUCUUUCCUUCCGUCAGGGCUGCUUCUCACAGGGAGGGUAGGAUGGAUUCACCUUAUGGCCUGUCUUUAAACUUGGGGAGACUGAGAGUUUCAGUUAAAUAG